GCCGCCGCGGGGACUAGGUGAAUGCCCAUCCAUCCCCCGCCCCAGGUGCCUGGCCGGGUCUGAGGAGGCGGGGUCCCCUCUCCACUCCGGCAGCCGCCGCGCUCGUGGCAGGUGGUAAUGGAGGGGAAGUCUCGGCUGCGGCCGCGGCGCCGGGCUCGGGCGCAUCCCAGAUCCAAUCCCUGUGUGGAACUUCUAAACAUCUUUUAUUAGUGGAAACAUUGUUUUCUACAAAAUGAAUUCAGCGUCUUAAUUUAAGCCAGCGUUUGUGUGGUUCUGACUCAUCUGCUAUGGUUUAUGAGGCUUCAGAUCUAAGGAGUACAGGGUCUUUUGUGAUGACAAUAUGACUAAUAGUAGAGGAAGAUCUGUUACUAAUAAAACAAGUGGUGGUCCAAGUAGUGGAGGAGAUUUUGUAGACUGGACUUUAAGCUUAAAUACAGUUCAAUCUGAUAACUUUUUAAACUUAUUGUUGAGUAUGGUUCCAGUAAUUUACCAGAAAGCCCAGGAUGACAGGCACAAAAAAGCAAAUGGCAUUUGGCAAGACGGAUUAUCAGCCGCAGCACAGACUUUCAGUACUCGAUCUGAGCAACAUUUGGAGUAUCACAGUUACACAGAGCAGUCUUUUCAUGGCAAUAAUGGGCACACACCGUCGAGCUAUAGCCCGAAGUACGAUGACUAUGCCAACUACAAUUACUGUGAUGGAGCAGAGACUUCGGAAACGACGGCCAUGUUGCAAGCUGAAGAUAGAUCUAGCGAUGGUGAUGAAGAUGCCACUGUGGAAGCAAACCAGAAAUUACCCAAGGAAUCCAGCGGUGUCAUGGCCCUGCAAAUACUUGUGCCGUUUUUGCUGGCUGGCUUCGGAACAGUUUCUGCCGGCAUGGUUUUAGAUAUAGUCCAGCACUGGGAGGUGUUCAAAAAAGUAACAGAAGUUUUCAUUUUAGUUCCUGCACUACUUGGUCUCAAAGGGAACUUGGAAAUGACACUGGCAUCCAGAUUAUCCACUGCAGUAAAUGUUGGGAAGAUGGAUUCACCCAUUGAAAAGUGGAACCUAAUAAUUGGCAACUUGGCUUUAAAACAGGUUCAAGCAACAGUCGUUGGUUUUCUGGCAGCCGUGGCAGCAGUUAUACUGGGCUGGAUUCCGGAGGGAAAAUACUACCUCGAUCAUUCCAUACUUCUGUGCUCCAGCAGCGUGGCAACCGCCUUCAUUGCGUCUCUUCUGCAGGGAAUAAUAAUGGUGGGGGUUAUCGUUGGUUCAAAGAAGACUGGAAUAAACCCUGAUAAUGUUGCUACACCCAUUGCUGCUAGUUUUGGUGACCUUAUAACACUUGCCAUAUUGGCUUGGAUAAGUCAGGGUUUGUACUCCUGUCUCGAGACCUAUUACUACAUUUCUCCAUUAGUUGGUGUCUUUUUCUUGGCUCUAACUCCAAUCUGGAUUAUAAUAGCAGCCAAACAUCCAGCCACAAGGACAGUUCUUCACUCAGGCUGGGAGCCUGUCAUAACAGCUAUGGUUAUAAGUAGCAUUGGAGGCCUUAUUCUGGACACAACUGUAUCUGACCCAAACUUGGUUGGAAUUGUUGUUUACACACCAGUUAUUAAUGGCAUUGGUGGUAAUUUGGUGGCCAUUCAGGCUAGCAGGAUUUCUACCCACCUCCAUUUACACAGCAUUCCCGGGGAACUGCCUGACGAGCGCAAAGGCUGUUACUACCCGUUCCGAACUUUUUUUGGUCCAGGAGUAAAUAAUAAGUCUGCUCAAGUUCUACUGCUUUUAGUGAUUCCUGGACAUUUAAUUUUCCUCUACACGAUUCAUUUGAUGAAAAGUGGCCACACGUCUUUAACUGUAAUCUUCAUAGUGGUAUACUUAUUUGCUGCUUUGUUGCAGGUCUUCACCUUGCUGUGGAUCGCUGACUGGAUGGUCCGUCACUUCUGGAGGAAAGGGAAGGACCCGGACAGUUUCUCCAUCCCCUACCUGACGGCACUGGGUGACCUGCUCGGGACAGCGUUGUUAGCCUUAAGUUUUCAUUUUCUUUGGCUUAUUGGAGAUCGAGAUGGAGAUGUUGGAGACUAAUAAACCCUACAAAUUACUCCCAAGUCACCAAGAAGGAAAACACAAGAUAACCACCAAUGGCUCUUUUUCAGAAAUCUUAAAUUAGUAGUUUGACUUCUGUCAGGGUACUCUGAAGUUGGCCCUGAUUCAGUUAAAUGGCCUUAACAUUUUUUAAAGGAAUUUGUGUUGAAACCAGAAUGAACAGUAUUUAUGCUAAUUUCACAUAGA
This is a messenger RNA of Molossus molossus (Pallas's mastiff bat), 2269 nucleotides long. It is a transcript of the gene SLC41A2, whose product is annotated as solute carrier family 41 member 2. Lineage: Eukaryota; Metazoa; Chordata; Mammalia; Chiroptera; Molossidae. The coding region runs from base 341 to 2062 and encodes 573 amino acids. The transcript has 11 exons. Gene Ontology annotation, molecular function: monoatomic cation transmembrane transporter activity. Gene Ontology annotation, cellular component: plasma membrane. Gene Ontology annotation, biological process: monoatomic cation transport. The record is from RefSeq and is a predicted model, not a curated record.